Messenger RNA from Colletotrichum acutatum, 1484 nucleotides. RefSeq lists its product as uncharacterized. The coding region runs from base 220 to 1401 and encodes 393 amino acids. The transcript has 6 exons. The record is from RefSeq and is a predicted model, not a curated record. Gene Ontology annotation, molecular function: FMN binding; oxidoreductase activity. Lineage: Eukaryota; Fungi; Ascomycota; Sordariomycetes; Glomerellales; Glomerellaceae.
CCGACAUGACGCCUUUUACUUGACAAACUCAUACGUCAGUAAAAGUAAUUGCACACUAGUUUCGAAGUUGCGCCUAAUCAAGGCCGAUUCAUAGAUAUAAGCACGAAUUCUAAUCUAGCCUGAAUUUCUAGUACUGUCAUAGACUCCUAGUCAAUCAUAAUCAAUAGCUCGCCUCAACCAACACCCAUUCUAAUAUCAUCUCAGGCUCCGCAUACCACCAUGUCUAAUCUUCUUCAGCCCGUUCUUGUCGGAAACAAACUCCAUCUAUCUAAUCGCGUAGUUAUGGGCUCUAUGACACGCAACCGCUGCGUGGACGACUGCAAGCCAGGCAGUGAACAAAUUCAGCACUACACAGAACGAGCAAAACAUGGCGCAGGACUAAUUGUCGCAGAAGGCACUUUCAUCGACUGGCAAGGCUGUGAUUGGAAGUGGGCACCUCUCAUGAUCACCGAGGAUCAUGCGCAAGCAUGGAAGAAAGUGACAGCGGCUGUACAUACGCAGGGUGGGAAGAUUUACUUCCAGCCAUGGCAUCUUGGUCGCUGCCAAAAUGAACAAAUUCUUAUUAUGCAAGAAAAGCAUCAUCCGGUGGUUGCACCCUCCAAGAUCCCGGCUCGAGGGGGCAAAUACCGUGAUCUUCCUGGCAUUCCGGGGCAUACUCAUAACAUCACCGAAAUUGAAGAUCCGCGCGCCUUUGUCAACAUGUAUCGACGCUCUGCCAUCCUCGCUAAAAGGGCAGGUUUCGACGGUAUUGAGCUCUUAGCUCAAGGCGGAUAUCUUCCUCAACAGUUUCUCAACUCACGCGCGAAUACCCGCACCGAUGCGUAUGGCGGCUCGGUCGAGAACCGGUGUCGAUUCAUCCUGGAGGUGUCUGAUGUUCUGGCCGAAGUGUUCGGUUCCGAGUUCGUCUGUAUCAAAAUCUGUCCGACAGAUCAGACAAACGACUCUGUUGUGACUUAUGAAGAGAUGAAGGAUGUUUAUACCCACCUCAUCGAAGAACUCGUCAAAAGACGGAUUGGCAUCAUCAAUCUUUCGCGGCGCGGUGCAAAUCACGAUACCGGAACAGGAGAAUUCUUUGGGAACACCACACGGCCGGAUGGCUUCCCUUUACCACUGGGUUAUGAUCCGGUCAUCGACUUCGGACCUUUAGUCAAGUUCCCCGGAAGUCCUUCGAUGCUUAUGGCCAACUACGAUUAUACAGUCGACGAGGCGAAUCGUCUGGUAGGAGAAAGCAAGUUGGAUUUGAUCACGUUUGGCCGGCCCUUCAUUUACAACCCAGAUGUCAUCUUUCGAAUUCAACAUGGCAUUCCUUUUGCAGAAAACAAUCGAGGCAAUACUGUUCAUUACGGACCGUUUGAGGAACCAAAUCAAAACUAUAACGAUUGGCCCGUUGCUGCUGUUUAGACAGCUUUAUGUUCCUACAGGAUGUACUGGUAAUCCUGAUAGCUAUGAUCACAUGGUGGGAAAAUUUCACGAGUUGCGCAUAC